AUGGGACUGCUAGAUAAACUGACGAGCUGGCUUGGCCUGAGGAAGAAAGAGGUAAAUGUUUUAUGUUUGGGACUGGACAACAGCGGCAAAACUACCAUCAUCAACCAACUGAAACCGUCAAAUACACAGGCACAAGAAAUAGUCCCAACAAUUGGUUUCAACAUUGAAAAGUUCAAGAGUUCAAGCCUGUCCUUCACAGUCUUUGAUAUGUCUGGGCAGAGCAGAUACAGAAACCUAUGGGAGCAUUAUUACAAAGAAAGCCAUGCCAUCAUAUUUGUCAUUGACAGCGGUGACAAACUGAGAAUGGUUGUUGCCAAAGAGGAGUUAGAUACUCUUCUCAAACAUGAAGAUAUCAGCAGUAAAAAGAUCCCAGUUUUGUUCUUUGCUAACAAGAUGGAUCUACAGGACGCCAUGUCUUCUGUCAAGGUCUCACAGAUGUUGUGUUUGGACAACAUCAAAGACAAACCCUGGCACAUCUGUGCCAGCAAUGCUAUCAAAGGAGAGGGCCUGCAGGAGGGGCUGGACUGGCUUCACGAUCACAUCAAAACAAUGACCACAUGA
Messenger RNA from Scomber japonicus (chub mackerel), 561 nucleotides. Its product is annotated as ADP-ribosylation factor-like protein 6. The transcript has 7 exons. NCBI's taxonomy places the organism in Eukaryota, Metazoa, Chordata, Actinopteri, Scombriformes, Scombridae. Gene Ontology annotation, cellular component: axoneme; cytoplasm. Gene Ontology annotation, biological process: cilium assembly; protein localization to cilium; vesicle-mediated transport. The record is from RefSeq and is a predicted model, not a curated record. The coding region runs from base 1 to 561 and encodes 186 amino acids. Gene Ontology annotation, molecular function: GTP binding; GTPase activity.